This is a messenger RNA of Acyrthosiphon pisum (pea aphid), 759 nucleotides long. RefSeq lists its product as uncharacterized. The record is from RefSeq and is a predicted model, not a curated record. NCBI's taxonomy places the organism in Eukaryota, Metazoa, Arthropoda, Insecta, Hemiptera, Aphididae. The transcript is spliced from 2 exons. Bases 1 to 759 code for a protein of 252 amino acids.
AUGGCCUCUUCAGUCUCACGCUCAUAUUCAACAGUCAUUUCUUCUCGGGUCUAUGAACAUCAGCUAAACGCUAUUCUGUAUUCAUUACCUUCAAUUGUCAAUGCGCUGCCGUCUCGUAUGAUUAAUCGUAGCAAAUUGAUUUUGCCAAAUCACAUCAAUGAUAAACUUGCUGACCCGAGUUUCCAUGCACCAGGCAACAUUGACUUACUUCUUGGAUCAGAAAUAUUUUUCAAUAUAUUAGGUAAUGAAAAAUGGAUUCUCUCAGAUCUUGCUUCCUUACACCUCACACAAUUUGGCUGGAUAGUGGCAGGAAAGUUGCCAAUUACUCAGCAAUGCUAUUCACCUUUCUCAAUCAACAUGCUCUCUAGUUCAGGGCUUUCGUUUUUCACCAGUAAGGCUACACAGCGAACAUCAGAAGAAACAAAUGCAGAAAAACAUUUUCAAUCAACAUUCAAGCGAAAUCCUGAUGGUCGAUUCUUGGACCCCAAGGUCCUGGGAAAUUCCUGUUCAAUGGCUCAAAGGCGUUUUUUCAACCUAGAAAAACGAUUUGCAAAAGACCCUUCGCUUGCAAUGCAGUACAAGUCAUUCAUGGACGAGUAUCUAGAAUUGGAUCACAUGGAACUUGUCGAUGAGUCCACUGAUCUCCCUACGUACUAUUUGCCACACCAUGCUGUGUUUAAAGCUGACAGUUCAACAACUAAGAUGCGAGUGGUGUUUGAUGGUUCAGCUGCCGCUUCAUCUGGCCUUUCAUUAAAUUAA